UUUUUUUCCCCUCUCCAUUGCUUUAGCACCUACAGCACCUAUGACCAGGAACCCUACCCCUGCAGGCACCAGGCAGGCCUGGAUGAGAAAAGAUCAGAUUCCCGCUCAGAAGCAAUUUGUCUUUGAAAAGCCGUCUGAGGUGGAACGCAAAGUUCCUGAAGCGGGUGUGAUAGACAAACCUGGUGUGUAUGAGCUGAGUACAUUGCCAACAGGCGUUUCUAGGAUUCAUUUGAUUCCUGGCUUUAUUGACUCAGAACAAGCAGACUGGAUGUUUGAACAACUCCUCCAAGACAUACCCUGGGGUCAGAGGACUCACAUCAGGCAGGAGGUAUCCUUUGAGGAGCCAAGACUUACCUCCUGGUAUGGGGAACUUCCUUACACAUACUCCAGGUUGACAAUGCAGCCAAACCCUCACUGGCAUCCUCUGCUGACUAUGUUAAAGGAACGCAUUGAAGAUUUCACCGGCUAUACCUUCAACUCUCUGCUCUGCAACCUCUACCGAAAUGAGAAGGAUAGCGUUGACUGGCACAGUGAUGAUGAACCAGCACUGGGAAAAAAUCCUAUCAUUGCCUCGCUCAGCUUUGGUGCUACCCGGACUUUUGAGAUGAGGAAGAAACCCUCUCCUGAAGAGAAUGGAGACUAUACUUACGUAGAAAGACUACGAAUCCCCCUUGAUCAUGGGACUCUACUGAUGAUGGAAGGAGCUACCCAGGCAGAUUGGCAGCAUCGAGUACCUAAGGAGUAUCAUUCCAGGGAUGCGCGGAUAAACCUGACAUUCAGGAUCAUUUAUCCAGAAUCUGAGGGAAUUUGAAGUUGAAGAGGGCCUAUUUUGUGCACUGUUGGAUAUAAACCCGCAACUGAUCCAGAGCCUCAGAUUUGCUACAAAUUCAAAGGAAGCCUUACAGAAACAGAGUUCUGCCAAAUAUCUGAUGGAGAAAAGAAUGGAUGUCAUGAAGAUCUUUGACAAUCAGAAGCUUACUGUGUUGUAUGGACAGUGGUGUUUUGCCUUCAGAAAUGAUAUGGUAUUAGAUGAUGGUAAAUCACGGACUUCAAUUUUGAGAAUGAGUAAUGAUCAAUCUUGCAAGAACACAAAAUACCUGAAACUACAGAAACACCUGAAAUUAAAGAUCUGAGAGAUACCAACUGGAGCAGAAAGA
Struthio camelus australis is the source of this 1157-nucleotide messenger RNA. Lineage: Eukaryota; Metazoa; Chordata; Aves; Struthioniformes; Struthionidae. The record is from RefSeq and is a predicted model, not a curated record.